AUGGCAGUUCCAAUCGCCGACUUUGAGGACGAGAGCGGAUUCCACACGCCUGAGAAUAUCUCGGUGGACGCGGAUGAUGCGUGGGGGGAGGAAGCACAAAGGCUACUUCGCCAGCACCGUCUUUCAUGCGACCUGGAGGCCGUUCGCAGAGACCAAAAGCCUCAGCGCCGCUUCAAGCGGCCCUUUGAAACCUUGGAAACGGCCUUUCAAGUCACGUGCCAAGUCAUGGUGGCUCUACUCUCCCCGCGGGUCCAUCCAUGGAUGCGCCGGUUGUCGGCUUGUCUCCGGAUGCAAAGGACAUACCCUGAGGUGCUGCCCUCGCCUUCACUCUCCGUCUUUGUGUCGGGUUUCCAUGUGACUCGACAAACCGGCCGUUUCCCUUGGCGAGUUUCGAAAUCAUGGGUUUCUUUGGGACUUGUCGAGGAAAAUCAUAGGCGUAACAUGGCGUAA
Cladocopium goreaui is the source of this 450-nucleotide messenger RNA. Lineage: Eukaryota; Dinophyceae; Suessiales; Symbiodiniaceae. The record is from the annotation of a GenBank genome assembly.